AUGGAGCUUGCUGUGUUUUAUCCUGGCAUCUGUAUAAAGAAACAUCAUAAUGUGAAUUCUGUUCCUAAGGGAACUACACUCAGUUUUACAAUUUUUAAUAGGUCAGUGAUGUUGGACAGAGCUGAAAACCUUCUUCAUGACCACUAUGGAGGGAAAGAUUAUUGGAAUACUCGUCGAAGUAUGGUGUUUGCUAAACACCUCCGUGUAGCAGGAGAUGAGUUUCGAAACAAGCACCUUCAAUCAACGGACGAGGCAGACAGGACUCAUUACAAUGAGGACUGGACACAGAUGAAGGUUAAGAUGGGCACAGCUUUAGGUGGUCCGUACCUUGGGGUUCAUCUCAGAAGGAAAGAUUUCAUCUGGGGUCACAGAGAAGAUGUGCCUUCCCUGCAUGGAGCAGCAAAGAAGAUCCACAGCCUCUUGAAAACGCAUAAACUUGACAGAGUUUUCAUAGCCACUGAUGCUGUUGAGGAUGAGAUUGAAUUGCUCAAGAAACUGGUGCCUGAGAUGGUGAGGUUUGAACCUACCUGGGAGGAGCUAGAACUGUACAAAGAUGGGGGAAUGGCUGUGAUUGACCAGUGGAUCUGUGCACAUGCUAGGUAUUUUAUAGGCACCUCGGUUUCAACAUUUUCCUUCCGGAUUCAUGAGGAAAGGGAGAUCUUGGGAUUUGAUCCAAAAACAACUUACAAUCGAUUUUGUGGUGAAAAAGAGAAAAACUGUGAGCAGCCAACUCACUGGAAAAUUGUAUACUAGUAUACAGAGAAAUCCAAAGACUGGUGAGCUCAAAAGAAAAAGGAAAGUCUAUGGGGAAGAACAUCCCUUCAGAACUCUCCUCAGCUUUCUUCUAUGAUUCUUGCUGUUUACUUGAUGUUUGGGCUUUGAAACACAAGCAAUAUUUAUCCUCUUAUUCGGGCACUGAUGGGAGCAAGGCAAAUGAAGUUAUUCUUGGAUUCAGUUCUCAGUGUAACUGUGGUGACAGGACAAUACUGGACGCUGCACUGGAGAUUUGAAAGGCAAAGCUUUGCUCCGAAAUAGUGAAUUAAGUCAGAAUUCUCUUUGAAGUUCUGGGGAAGGAUGGCAUCAAAGUUUAACAUCUACAAAUGUAACAAAGCUGUAAUCUGUGCUGCAUUUCUGUUUUUACUGAUCAUUUUUUGUUCAGCUCAGUGCUUGCCUCUGAUUGCAGAAACUACUGCUCAUCUACAGUGUGUGAGUUGUAGACUGUGCACAAACUCUGCAAUUCCCUAGGAAAAACUUCCCUUUUCAAACAGCAAUUUGUGAAUAUUCGAGUUUUUUGAUGCAGUCAGUACUCAGUAAUAAUUCUCUGUGAGAACCAGCUGCUUUUCCUAGCAAUCUCAGUGGGCCUGUACUAAGAGAGGCACCAUGUUUGUAUGGUGGUGAAAGAAACAAAGGAAGCUUUUCCUCAUCCUUCGAAGGGUCAAUUUAGUCUGACUGAUGCACAUAUCUUUUGGGUAUUACUCGGAUGUUCAACUAACAGACUAGUUACUAGACUGUGAUGCUUUGCUAGGGAAUGUACUGAAAAGGCUUUCAUGCUUCCCCGUCAGUUAAGUGGAUUGUCCCACUAGUUCAAAGGAAUUUUUCCUGCAUUUCUGCUUUCAUUUUUCAAAAGGGAACAAAGUGAGGAAAAUAACAGAUAAUAAAGGUCAUUGGACCUCAAAAUGAUGUUUAUAGGCAAAGCAGAAAUCUUGUAGAUAGCACUGUGCUCUGAUGGAGAUGGCUGGUAGUACAUGGGAAGAGCACUGUGCUACACCACCAGCCAGAGAGAAAGUGCAGCUUCCAUUUGAGAAAUGUUUUGUAAGUACCAAUUCUAGCUAUCGCAGUCUCUUGCUAUUCAGAAUUGGCUGGUGGAAGUAUCCUGCUCAAAUGGAAUGUGUGUGGUUCUGUUAAGCAAGAUAAACUUUUUUCAAAAAUGGACCAGUGGAGAGGUUUCCCAAGGUGGGGCAGGCACUUUUUGUAAAUCCAGUUUUACUGGAUUGUUACUCCUCUGUUAGUGGACCUUCCACUUACUUUUUCCUUUGGUUUGAGUAGUACAGAUAGAAUCCUUGCACAGCGUGCACUCGGUAUUUCAUAGGUGUGCUUCCAGACACUGAGGUUGCUUUCAUCUGUGCAACUGCAGUGAGAGCCACGGAGACAUCUCAGACAGCAGUAGCUGCAGCUCUCCUGUUUUUACCAGCUGUUUAUUUUAUCUGUGUGCAGCAGCCGACUCUCACUUGUCAUUAAGUGAGGAACCAAGCAUUUCAAAGCAGUGCCUUUGCCCAUGAAGCUAAGCAUUCUCAUUUAGCCUGUGUGCCAUGUAAAGCAAUAGUGGCAUUUUACAUAUAAGAAGAACCUCAAUUCAUUAAGAAAAAUAAAAAGCUUUCUAGCA
Lagopus leucura (white-tailed ptarmigan) is the source of this 2383-nucleotide messenger RNA. It is a transcript of the gene POFUT2, whose product is annotated as protein O-fucosyltransferase 2. The record is from RefSeq and is a predicted model, not a curated record. NCBI's taxonomy places the organism in Eukaryota, Metazoa, Chordata, Aves, Galliformes, Phasianidae. The coding region runs from base 1 to 753 and encodes 250 amino acids. Gene Ontology annotation, biological process: protein O-linked glycosylation via fucose. Gene Ontology annotation, molecular function: peptide-O-fucosyltransferase activity. The transcript has 6 exons.